UCUAAUUCAUACCAUUUUUCAUUUGAUUAGUUUUCUUCUUUUCUUUUUAUUUUUUCAGCUUUUUCACGAGCAGUGUCGUGAUUGGGUCGAUACAAAAACCGCCUACACACUCUUUACAGUAUAUCAAAGAGAGCUCGCCAUUAACAAGAGCAAAUAAAAAGAGUUUUUUUUUAAGUUUAAAACUAAUGGAACGCGCUUCUUAUUAGAUCAUAAUUUGAUGAAAUCUCGCUUAUUUUAAGCUGGUUUUGCGCUAUCUUUCUAUUUGCAGCUCUGCUCCUACAAACAAGGUUUGAACGAUGUCCCGGCCUCUGCCUCUGCAUCGAGGUGUAUCUGGAAUGCGGAACUUGAGUAACAGCAAUGAUUUUUGGGAUUCUGAAGUGAAAGAUAAAACGGAAAAGGAAGAUUUGGAUAGAAAUCGUGCUUCUGAUCAGAGCUAUUUAUCUCUCAGGUUUCCUUUUCGUUUACUUUGUCCGGAUAAUUCUCCUUCCAAAUAUGGUAUCACUGAGAAUGGUUUUGCAUCUGAUCCCUUCAGCGUUGGGAGUCCGAGAAGCCGGCAUAAGUUAACAGUGCUGUUUUUGAAGUUAAGUUUAGUUGUGAUUGUGAUUCUUGCUCUCACUGGAUCGUUUUGGUGGACACUCUCCAUUUCGACAUUGUCUAGGGGUCAUAUAUUUCAUGGUUAUAGGCGACUUCAAGAGCAGCUUGUUUUGGAUUUGUGGGAUAUAGGGGAACUUUCACUUGGUGCUUCAAGGAUGAAAGAAAUCGACUUCUGUCCCGAGGAGUCUGAGAAUCAUAUUCCUUGCUUUAACAUUUCAGAGAAUCUUGCUUUGGGUUAUUCUGACGGUAGCGAGUAUGAUCGGCAAUGUGGACAAGGCUCAAGGCAAAGUUGUUUAGUUCUUCCACCCGUGAACUAUAAAAUUCCACUUAGAUGGCCAACUGGGAGAGAUGUCAUUUGGGUUGCAAAUGUCAAAAUUACUGGUCAAGAGGUGUUCACCUCUGGCAGUUUAACCAAGAGAAUGAUGAUGCUGGAGGAAGAGCAGAUUUCAUUCCGAUCAGCAUCACUUAUGUUUGAUGGUGUGGAAGACUAUUCCCAUCAGAUUGCUGAAAUGAUUGGAUUGAGAAAUGAAUCUAACUUCAUACAAGCUGGGGUCAGAACCAUCUUGGAUAUAGGAUGUGGUUAUGGAAGCUUUGGAGCACAUCUUUUUUCCAAACAGCUCUUAACCAUGUGCAUUGCAAAUUAUGAGUCAUCAGGCAGUCAAGUCCAACUCACUCUAGAAAGGGGCCUUCCUGCAAUGAUCGGUUCUUUCAAUUCAAAACAAUUGCCAUAUCCAUCUCUUUCGUUUGAUAUGCUGCAUUGUGCACGCUGCGGUAUUGACUGGGAUGAAAAAGAUGGUAUUUUCUUGAUUGAAGUUGAUAGAGUUCUAAAGCCUGGUGGAUACUUUGUAUGGACUUCACCUCUUACAAAUGUUCAGAGUUUUCUUCGUAACAAAGAGAAGCAGAAAAGGUGGAACUUUGUUCGUGAUUUUGCAGAAAAUCUCUGCUGGGAGUUGAUGUCACAACAAGAGGAAACUGUGUUGUGGAAAAAGACCAGUAAAAAAAAUUGUUACAAUUCCAGGAAGCCUGGUUCUGGUCCUCCUAUUUGUAGCAAAGGACAAGACGUUGAAUCUCCAUAUUAUCGACCUCUGCAGAACUGUAUAGGUGGUACGCAUAGCCGCCGAUGGCUUCCUAUUGAGGAGAGACCCAUCUGGCCUUCUAGGUCUAACUUGAACAAGAAUGAACUUGCUCUUUAUGGAUUACACUCCGAAGAACUCAAUGAGGAUACCACAGACUCUAGAACAGCUGUUCGUAAUUACUGGUCACUGCUGUCACCCCUAAUAUUCUCGGAUCAUCCAAAGAGACCUGGUGACGAGGAUCCUUCUCCACCUUAUAACAUGCUCAGAAAUGUUCUAGAUAUGAAUGCUCGUUAUGGUGGUUUAAAUGCUGCAUUACUGGAAGCAGGGAAGUCUGUCUGGGUUUUGAAUGUAGUCCCAACAAGUGGACCUAACUACCUUCCCCUCAUUCUUGACAGGGGCUAUGUUGGUGUAUUACAUGAUUGGUGUGAAGCAUUUCCAACAUAUCCUAGAACUUAUGACAUGGUCCACGCAGAUGGACUUCUAUCCCUUGAGACUAGUCAACAUCGGAGAUGCACCAUGCUUGAUCUAUUCACUGAGAUAGAUCGGUUGCUUCGUCCUGAGGGUUGGAUACUAAUCCGUGACGCCGCUCCUCUUGUUGAAUCAGCCAGAGCUCUAACGACACGGUUGAAGUGGGAUGCCAGAAUCAUAGAAAUUGAAAGUAACAGCGAUGAGAGGCUCCUUAUUUGUCAGAAACCUUUCUUCAAGAAGCAAGCAAUGUGAGAACAAUUUCUCCAUUAAACCCUAGUUUAUGUCUUGGUAUUCAAACUCCUGUGCAAGUUACCUAAUCAUCAUAAAGCUCCACCAUGGAAAGAGGAAUACCAUAUAUUUUGAACAGAAAGAAGCAAGAAAAAAAUGAACCAAUGGUGACAACAACUCCUAUGGAGCCGUAAGGCGAACAUAGGGCCUUGUAAUUACUCGAUUGAGGUACCAUUGCAAGUGAGAACUAUAGGGUGAGAUUUUAAAAAUUUUCAUGUUUACGUCUCAUUAUGAUUAUACAAACACAUGAUUAAGAUUGUGAAAGAUGAUUUACAGAAUAAGCAAGUGCUGUUAGCUGUGCAGUAUAGAAAACAAAAAAAAAAAAAAAAGAAAAAGAAAAAAGGAGGGAUUUCUUGACAGUGUCAUUUAUGAUGAAGUUUUUUAUUCUUCAUUUUAUUAUUCUCUAUGAUACCAUUUAUAUUCAAUGAAGGAAACUCAUACUGAAUAGUUUUUAUUCA
Gossypium raimondii (Peruvian cotton) is the source of this 2884-nucleotide messenger RNA. Its product is annotated as probable pectin methyltransferase QUA2. The record is from RefSeq and is a predicted model, not a curated record. The transcript has 9 exons. Gene Ontology annotation, molecular function: methyltransferase activity. Lineage: Eukaryota; Viridiplantae; Streptophyta; Magnoliopsida; Malvales; Malvaceae. Gene Ontology annotation, cellular component: cytoplasm. Bases 297 to 2390 code for a protein of 697 amino acids.